AUGAGAUUAAACAAUGCUGCUUCUUCCUUUCCACCUUCAUCCUGUAAAUUGCAAAAUAAAUUUAAUCUCAAUGGCAUACACAGGCCUGGGGAUGUAAUUCUGGGAGGGUUAUUUGAAGUCCAUUACAGUUCUGUAUUCCCUGAGCGGACGUUCACCUCAGAGCCAGAUCAGCCUAACUGCCGUGGAUUUGACACCCCUGGAUUCAGACAUGCCAUGACCAUGGCCUUUGCUAUUGAUGAGAUAAACAAGAAUUCGAAGAUACUUCCUAAUGUGACUCUGGGAUACAGCCUUUAUGACAAUUGUGCUACACUUGAGAUUGGGUUCAGUGCAGCAUUGUCAUUAGCCAGCGGUCAAGAGGAGCAAUUUUGGCUUCUGGAGAACUGUUCAGGGACCCCUUCAGUUGUGGGGAUUGUGGGUGAUCCUUUCUCCACAUUUUCUAUUGCUGCCUCAAGUGUUCUUGGUUUAUUCAAGCUUCCUAUUGUGAGUUAUUUUGCCACUUGCUCCUGUCUGAGUGAUCGACAGAGGUUUCCAUCCUUCUUUAGAACAAUCCCAAGUGAUGCUUUCCAGGUCCGUGCUAUGAUUCAGAUUCUAAAACACUUUGGCUGGACAUGGGUAGGUCUGCUAGUCAGUGAUGAUGAUUAUGGCCUCCAUGUUUCCAGAUCCUUCAAGUCUGACUUUCUUCAAUUAAGUGGAGGUUGUUUGGCCUACUCAGAGAUUUUACCUUGGGAAGAUCAUCCAAAUGAAUAUAAGAAAAUUGUGGAUCUGAUGGCCAGAUCCACAGCUCGUGUUGUCAUUGUGUUUGCACAUCAAAUACACCUGAUUCAUCUCAUGACAGAGGUGGUGAAACAAAAUGUGACAGGCUUGCAGUGGAUUGCCAGUGAAGCUUGGACAGUAGUUGGUGGACUCCAUACCCCUGAAUUUAUGCCAUUCCUUGGUGGAACACUAGGCAUUGCCAUCCGACGAGGAGAAAUACCAGGCUUUAGAGACUACUUGUUAAAAAUUAAUCCCGCAGAACAGAAUAGUGCAAGCAACAUGGUGAAGCAGUUUUGGGAAGAUACAUUUCACUGUAGAUUUUCAGCAGACUGGUUGGAAGAUGGUGGGACACUUUGCACUGGAGAAGAAGAGCUUAGGAAUGCUGAGACUGAACUUUUGGAUGUGACUGAACUCAGGCCUGAGUAUAAUAUUUAUAAAGCUGUGUAUGCUCUUGCACAUGCCCUUGAUGACAUGCUGCACUGUGUUCCAGGGAGAGGACCUUUUAUUGGGCACAGCUGUGCCACUUUGCAAAAAUUAGAGCCAUGGCAGCUGAUGUAUUACUUGGAAAAAGUCAAUUUCACAACUCCAUUUGGUGAUCAAGUAUUUUUUGACGAGAAUGGUGAUGCCUUACCUAUCUAUGAUAUCAUGAACUGGCUGUGGCUCCCUGAUGGAAGCACUAAAGUUCAGAAUGUGGGUGAGGUUAAGAUGUCAGCUUUCAAAGGUGAAGAAGUCACACUUGAUGAAAACAAAAUCUUCUGGAACUUUAAAUCAAAAGAGCCAACUACAUCAGUUUGCAGUAAUAACUGCCCUCCAGGAACACAUAUAGCAAGGAAGCGGGGAAAGCCUGUGUGUUGCUAUGACUGCAUCCCUUGCUCUGAGGGAAAGAUCAGCAAUAACACUGAUUCCUUAGAGUGCACCAGUUGUCCAGAGGACUUCUGGUCAAGCCCCCAGAGAGAUCACUGUGUUCUUAAGAGAACAGAGUUCCUCUCCUACCAUGAGCCCCUGGGAAUCUGCUUGACAACCACCUCACUGUUGGGCACAUUUAUCUGUACUGUUGUUCUAGGAAUUUUCACAUAUCAUCGCAGCACACCUAUGGUGCGUGCAAACAAUUCAGAAUUGAGCUUUCUGCUUUUAGUGUCACUUAAGCUGUGUUUCCUUUGUUCACUGUUAUUCAUCGGAAGACCCAGACUUUGGACAUGCCAACUGAGACAUGCAGCAUUUGGGAUCAGCUUUGUGCUUUGUGUCUCAUGUAUCCUGGUGAAAACUAUGGUUGUUUUGGCUGUGUUCAAAGCCUCCAAGCCAGGAGGGGGAACCAAUCUUAAGUGGUUUGGUGCUAUGCAGCAGAGAGGGACAGUUCUGGUUCUUACUUCCAUUCAAGCUGCAAUCUGCACUGCCUGGCUUGUCUCUUCCUCUCCAACUCCACAUAAAAACACCCAAUACUACAAUGACAAAGUGGUGUAUGAGUGUGCUGUUGGGUCUACAAUUGGCUUUGGAGUGUUACUGGGUUACAUUGGUGUGCUGGCUUUCCUUAGCUUUCUGCUAGCAUUUCUAGCCAGGAAUCUUCCAGAUAAUUUCAAUGAGGCCAAAUUCAUCACAUUCAGCAUGCUGAUCUUCUGUGCCGUGUGGGCGGCCUUUGUCCCUGCUUAUGUAAAUUCUCCUGGAAAAUAUGCAGAUGCAGUAGAAGUAUUUGCCAUCUUGGCCUCAAGUUUCGGGCUAUUGGUGGCACUGUUUGGACCCAAAUGUUACAUAAUUCUGCUGAAACCAGAGCGAAACACAAAGAAGGCAAUCAUGGGUCGAGAGACCACCAAGCCAUAA
Maylandia zebra (zebra mbuna) is the source of this 2568-nucleotide messenger RNA. RefSeq names its product extracellular calcium-sensing receptor-like. NCBI's taxonomy places the organism in Eukaryota, Metazoa, Chordata, Actinopteri, Cichliformes, Cichlidae. Gene Ontology annotation, biological process: G protein-coupled receptor signaling pathway. Gene Ontology annotation, cellular component: plasma membrane. Gene Ontology annotation, molecular function: G protein-coupled receptor activity. The record is from RefSeq and is a predicted model, not a curated record.